UAAGUCUAAGAUCCAGAUGCGACAGGGUCAGUUCCAAUCGUCUCAACAAAAUGGAAGUAUUUGGUGAAAUAAGUGCUCAAGAAGUAGACUCACUAGUGAAACGUUACUGUGAUUAUAAACUUCAACCGUUCAAGGACUUCGAAAUCCUCAAACAUACGGUUCGGACUCUGGGCGAUAGUCCUCAAGGAUUUCUUGGCGCUCACUACUAUUUGGAGAUCCACCUUGGCAAAGCAUCGACAUCACAAAACGAGAAAGUCAAAUUAAAAUAUUUUGUAAAAAAGGUUCCAGGAAAUGUUGAGUCCUUCAUGCAAUACAUCGAUGACAUCCAGGUCUUCAAAAAGGAAUGCACUCUUUUCAAAGAGCUUCUCCCCCGUCUACAGGAUGUCAAUUUAAAAUAUGGAAAAUUUUGUCCAGAGUGCUACUUAGUGGAUGAGAAUCUCGUGAUAUUGGAAAACUUAGCAGAUAAGAAGUUUCGAAUGGGUUCACCACAAGGUCAACUUCUAGAUUAUCCACAUCUUUUGUGUGCUAUGAAGACAUUGGCCAAUAUGCAUUCGGCAUGUGUUGUCCUUGAAGGAAAGUUACAGAGUCAAUUGAUAGACUUGUAUCCUACAUGUCUUACUGAAAAUUCAUUCCCUGGUUGGGAUAAAAGUAGCCCCCGGAAUACCUCUCUUCUAACCGCACUCAAAGCAAUUUGCUCCCUCAUUGAAGUAAUCCCCAAAUACAAGGACUCUCCAGAGUUACCUAAAAUUUUAGAAGGAUUUCAGAAAAAGUUCCUACAAAUGCCUGAAUUCGUCCGAACAUCAACACGGUUUCGCAACGUCCUCCUUCAUGGUGAUCUUUGGGCGAAUAACCUCAUGUUCAAAUAUGACAGUACCGGAUCUCCAGUUGAUUGCAGAAUAGUCGAUUUUCAACUAAGUCGAUACGGACCACCUGUCUUGGAUAUCCUUACUGUACUGAGCGCUGCCACGACCAGUGCCUUUCGCAAGAUAUAUUUCGACGUCCUCAUCGAAAACUACUAUCACUUUGUCGAUGACUUUCUUACCGCCCAUGAUAUCAACGUGAAUGAUCUGUUUACGAAAAUCGAAUUUAAGGAAAGCGUCAAUUACUACAGAAUAUUUGGACCACUAAUGAGUUGCUAUAUAUCACACGAAACUUUGCUGCCCAGUGAAAUCACAAAGAGUUUAUACACAAAUUCGGAGAUGUUCAAAGAAUUUGCUACUGGAGACCGUGGCAAACUCUGUAGGAAGGCUUUUGAAAUCGAUCCUCUGUACAGGGAAAGGAUGUCUGACAUGAUCAUAGACAUCGUUGACAACUUUAUUUUGAAAGAAUAUUGUGAAUAUAACUAUUAGAAUUUAAGAAAUAAAUGAAAAGAAAUGGA
Messenger RNA from Hermetia illucens (black soldier fly), 1378 nucleotides. RefSeq lists its product as uncharacterized. The record is from RefSeq and is a predicted model, not a curated record. NCBI's taxonomy places the organism in Eukaryota, Metazoa, Arthropoda, Insecta, Diptera, Stratiomyidae. Bases 51 to 1349 code for a protein of 432 amino acids. The transcript has a single exon.